GAUGGACAAUAUUGAAGUCAUAGUCCCUAAGUCAAAUGAUGAUGUUGAAUAUAUUGAAAGGGGUGGAAACCGUAUUUGUAUUCAUGUUCAGAGUGUGGAAGAAAUUGAGCAAGAAUGCGAAGUCGAAAUGGAUUCAAAUCAUCAAAAGAAAACUCAGGCUUCCUCAACGGAUGUUGAUAUAACACAGGCUUGGUUCACUUCCAAAGAUGACAAAGAAUCUCGUAAAGGUCAGGGCCAAAAUUGGAAAACUGGUCAGUGGACGAAAGAUGAAGUUAACAUUCUUAAGGAAAAUGUCGAAAAGUAUUGUGAAAAAAAUUCUAUUACGGACCCUACUAGGGUAAUUUUUGACAUGCAGAAGGAGGAGAGGAAAGAUUUUUAUCGCCAGUGUGCUAAAGGCUUGGAGAGGCCUCUUUUCUCCGUUUAUAGGCGAUUAUUGAGAAUGUAUGACAAGAAAAAUCAUAUGGGAAAAUACUCAAAGGAGGAGGUUGACCGGUUAAGAAAGCUCACAACAAAGUAUGGUAAAGACUGGUCGAAAAUUGGGCAGGAGAUGGGCAGAAGCGCCUCAUCUGUUAAAGAUAAAAUGCGCCUUCUUCGAGAAAGCAACACGGGCAAGUGGAUGCCUGACGAGGAAGCACGCCUAGUAGAAGCAAUACAGGAACUCCAAGGACAGACUACAGGCGUUCCUGCAGUUCACGGUAUUGAAUGGGCAAAAGUUGCUGAUAAAGUUGAAUCGCGAUCGGAGAAGCAGUGCAGGACGAAAUGGUUAAAUUACCUUUCCUGGAAACACUCCGGCGGUAAAGAAUGGUCUAGAGAUGACGAUCUAAAGUUACUCGAUAUACUGCAACAUUUGAAAGUCGACAAUGAUAAUGACGUAAAUUGGACUGCUAUAUUUCAAGACUGGCCCAGCGCAAGAAGCCCUCAAUGGUUAAGAGCCAAAUGGUGGUCUCUUAAGCGACACGUUAAUGCUUACUCAGACAUGAAACUGCCCCAAUUAAUUGAAAACGUUAAAAAGCAAUUGCAAACAAGAUUAACUAAUUCUCAAUCAUCACUAGGGAAUAGGUUGUCAAGUGAAAACGAUAGUGACACAUCUCAAACUGUAUCAAUACUAACUUUACCAACGCUUCCGCCACUUAUUGACAAUGCUGUUCUCCUAGACCAAACAACCUCACUCAAUCAAUCGAUUAUAUUAGAUCAAAGUAACAUUGUUUUCGAUCAAAAUGUUAUAAUAGAUGAUGACGAGGAGGAAAAGGAAAAAGCAGAUUGUGAUAAAGAGCAGGAGAAGCACGAAGAAAUCGAAAAUGAAAUCGUUGUAACCCCUUCAACUGUUCAACAGCAGCAGUUCUUAAUUGCCAAUAGCGCCUUAGGCCUAUUAACUACAUCAGCCAACAGUUUAAGAGACCAUAUAGUUGUUCAUGCUGUACCAGUCAGCGCUGGCAAUAACAUACCACAAUCGUUAGUGUUUGCAAAUGAUACUGUUCAGCUGGCACCUUCAGUUGGUUUACCCGAUCAAGAAGGUCUAAGUGUAAUUGAUCCUGAUUUUGUUGUUGGGUUUAAUUCUGAUUCAAUUUAA
Dimorphilus gyrociliatus is the source of this 1570-nucleotide messenger RNA. Lineage: Eukaryota; Metazoa; Annelida; Polychaeta; Dinophilidae. The record is from the annotation of a GenBank genome assembly.